UUUUUAACUCCCAUCGCCUCGAGGCCCAAUCCAGUGACUCCUUGCCCUCUUUCAAUGGAGCAGUCAGCCACACACGCUUAUGAAUGUUGAGAUGCGACUGACUGACGCUGCUCUCUCGAGUAAAAAGAAAAGGACGUUUCAUGGUGUUCAUAUUUAACCAAUGGCUGGCAGCCAUUUUGAAAGCCCUGCGUUCUCUUCUAUCUGAAUAUGAAGAGGAGAAGAUGACCGUUGAUAAAUCUGUCUGAUUGGUAGUGUUAUUCCCUGUCUCACUCUGGAUGAUUAGUCAAAGGGCAGAGGUCAACCUCAGGCCAGUCAUUGCGGCAGCAGUCUGCUGUGCCGGAUUAUCAAGUGUGACAUUAGUCCGGAGAGGUCCGUUGACUUGCCGAUGAUUAACAAUAAGCCCCCGGUACCAGAGUAGCCAACCUUCCUUGGCAUAUUCAGCAGGUAAGGGACCGGGGGAAAUCUAUUUGGCAUUUUCUUAUACCAGGGCCCCAGUUGUGCCCUCGUAACUCUUCCGGGCAGUGUGAAGAAGUGGUUUAUCGGCCUCCAAGGCUGAGGGAAUUCUUAAAGAGCCUACAGGCUACUUCCACAAUCUGGAUUUCUAUUUAACUGCAUAAAAAAAAAAGAACUGCCAUGGAAAAGAACACUCCUGUGUUAAUUUAUUAUGAAGUGUUAAGUCUCCAUGGCAUCUCAAUCAAGUUGUUUACGGGACAUUUUGAUUGACAACACUAGUAAUGUGAGCAGAUUGGGUUGGCAUAACGCAGUGGUAACCAUGUCAACCUUGUGUUCCCUGUUUCAUGUCACCGUAAGAUAAGCAAUAUUUACUUUUGGGUCAUAUAAUCAUCCCCUUCCAUUUUAUUGAUGUUGUCCAUAACUGUAUCACACAUGAUAGUAGUUCAGACUCCACCGACAGCCUGGUCUCACAUCUGCCCUACAUAAACUUUUUCCUGGCAGUCUCUGUGACCUAUGGACUUCAGUUUAGUCAUUAGUUGUGGGCAUGUCACUGUCUGAGAGGUUGGCUCAAAUGGAGAGUUUCUCACAGCUUUGUGCCACACAAAUGAACCAACUGAGAACCACGUAAGAAGUUUGCCAAGAGUUCAAACUUGAUAGUGAAAUCUCUGCACUGACUAAAGAACUUCUGCAAUCCUGACUGUUCCUCAAGAGGAUAUGAAAGGAAUACUAAGUAUAGACAGGUGAGCGUCCAUCGACCCAAAAGUGGGAUUGCAGAUUGCCAGUGAUGUGUAUUGGAAACAUCCUCCACACUGUUCUACUUCCCCUGGAAGGAGCUGUCAUUCCUUUCACAUAGCAACAUGCCUUCCGCCCUGAAGCAUGGCAACAUGGAAAUGAGUUAUGAAUGACAAUGAGAAGACUGCAUCAAAAAGUGGAGCUGCCCAGGUGACAGGUGGAGCCCAAGAUGCCUGUGGAGGUGCCACUCUCAGCCGGUAGUCAUGGACAACAUUGUCCCUGCAGCACAGGAAGUGACAUAAUGUCGGAAGAGGUUGAACGMCGAGUCGCUACCCAGUCUGUGAACAGCCCCUUGCGAUUGGACCUGAUCCUAGAGCACACUGAGCCCCUACUUUCCGAGUCCCACUUCCUGCCUCUACUAGAUAUCAGUGAGGAGCCCCAAGACUGRCUGCCACUGGGAAACUGCUUGAUCCAAGAUGGAAGCCUGUCUCUGGAUGGAUGUGUCCAGUUGGAAAGAAAAUGGGUGCUAUGGCAUGAGUUCAUGAAGGAGUGCUCCUCUCUCUGCGACUGGCUCCAAUUGGCUGAGAAGUCUGCCGACUCCCCGAGAUCUGCCCAUGUGCUCUUUGUCACUGCCAAGGAGGAGCUCAAGAAAUUUGAGAGCCUGAGGACCCAGGCUGGGGCUCGGCUGGUGCAGCUGGACAGUCUGACCCUUAGGAACAGGACCCUGACCAGGCUCUUUGAUGGGGCCAUGCGGUCACGCCUGCUGGGCAUGGCCAAGGACUGUGGUCAGCGCUGGGACCGCCUACAUGGAACCAUUGAGAGUGUCUGCCGCAGACUCAAGCACUGUGUGUCCCAGCGGGAGGAGUUUGAUGGCCAGAGGGAGGAGAUGGCUGUGUGGCUUGCUGACAUGGACCUUAGGCUGACCGAGGUGGAGCACUUCUCUGGAAGGGACACCUGUYWKAAGAUGCGGGAGCUGCAGAGCUUCCAGGAGGCAGUGGGGGAGAAUGCGGGGCGUCUGAACUGUCUCCUGGAGCGGGGUGAGGCGCUAAUCCAGAGGAGCGAGCCAGAGGACGCCCAAGAUAUCGAGGCGGGGCUGCAGGAGCUGCUGCUCUACUGUGCCCAAGUAUUUGAGGGAGUGGGCCAUCUGCACACACGCCUGCUCAGCAUGAGACUGGUGUAUGAGGAUGACUGGGUACUGACUCAAGCCUCUGACUCCGGCUGUCCGUCUGAGAUCCUGUUGGAGCAGGAUGGUGUGUUUGAGAAGGGCAGUGCCCCAGACCAGCGGAACCCCACCAACCUGGACCACAUGGUGCUGGAGUGGGACCCCUCCGUCGACAUCGGGGGCCCCGUCUCCCAAUACGACGUUGGCUUGUCAUAUUUCAGCGCCCACACAGAUCGAGAGAAGCCAUUGGCAAGAGAUGGUGUGAAGAGGCGGAGUUACCUCAGCUCCAUAGGCUCUCAGUCUGAUCUAAAUAACAGCGCAGCAGAGUACAUGAGGCCGGAGAGGAGGUUUGAGUAUGCAGGUCCAGAGGUGUUCUCACCUCCCACUACCCAGAGUGUCAGAGAUGACAGACCUCUACUCUCUGGCUGCUGGAUGACCUCCACGCCCGACGGACCCUACCCGGAGCCUGUGACCUUUGACCCUGCUCGCAUCAGCGCUUGGCUGGGACAGACGCAUGGACACACCGUCCCCUCUAGGGUCCCCUCGGUCCAACAGCGCAGAGCCUGCUCCAAGGCAGUCCAGACCGACAGUACUGGGAAGUCUCCAGAGGAAGAGCUGCACUGCAAUGCCUCAUGGGAGGUGGUCCAUAGUGAGCAACUGCCAAAUGAGUGCCCUGACAGACAAACCCAGUGCAGCUCGUGGCCCCUGCGGGCACUAAAGACUCUGAGGAGCCUAGUGUUCCUGGUCGUCCUGCUGGCUGUGUUCCUAGCCCUGCUGGUCUGGCCCACAACACUCCUCAUGGACUUAGAGUGCCACCGCUCCAACUCCUUUGCCCGCACCUUCCAACUGGCCCUGAGCUACGUCAACGGGCCCCCGCCAACCUGAGGGACAAAAGUGUCCCAGAAGGUGGUCACAUCAAAUCCGUGGUGAGCCCUGAACACACCUUAUUCAGGGGGGACAGUCCCAGAAUGCCUUUCCAUUUCAAAACCAUGAGUAAGGCAUUAACAAGGAGGCCGCAUGAGAAAAGAGAGAAAUUAAGAACUAUUAGGCCCAAUAAAAAUGUGGCCUUGGUAUUUAUUAUCUGAAUCCCUCCACCAUCCUGCUGGCAGAAGUAGCUCAUCUCUAAUGGCAUUCAUAAUGUCUUACUAUGCCAGGGUAGCACUUUUGUUGAUUGGUCUGUCAUGAUGGAUUUGUAACUUAUUUAUGUGGUGAUUAUAAUCUAUAUGGACGACUUAAUGACGGCAAAUACUUUGAGCAAUUCUCUUUUGGGCAUUUGAAAUGAUCUGUAUAUCAAUAUUUAUUAUGUCAAAGCUAGAGAGAGCUUUCGAUUUAUUCUGCACUCUAUAUUGCAAGCGCUUGGGACUAUUGGUUCUAUCUGCAUUUUUGUCCAAAUUGAGUUAUUGAUCAAGCCUUGUUCUGUUUAAUGUUCUCUACCUAUAUAGUACUCUAAACACCCCAAUCUUGUUAAAUUCAAAAGAAUACAAGACAAACAUUGCUGACACCUUUCAAACCAUUGAGAGUUUGGAACUUUGAAGCCAAUUAUCUCAGAAUCAUCUUUUUGCAGGUAAUCGUUAGUCCCAAGCUCUCGAUUUCACAUGGGGUUUCUGCAAAUGAAUGAUACUGAAUGCCCGAGCUCGGAUUUACUAGGGCGACUUGCAGAGAUGACCCAUUUGUAGGUCAAUGGGAUAGGUGACCUGGCUAAUGCACUUAGGAUAAAUUAGCACUCCUUUUGUGCUGCUGCUGUGCGUGUGUGUGUGACCUUGUUUGCAUGUGCGUGGGUCGUUAAUUUAAACUCAAUGAAUUUCUUUUACAUCUGCUGCGAUGCCAACAGGGUCCAGCUGGAAAACAAUCAGGCAAAAAGCCAACGCAUCUGAGGCCAGUGAUUACAGUGUAAGCCUCUAAACAUACUGUAUGGGUUAUGUAGUAGUUUAUGGUCAAUGCUUAUGUUUUGACAUAGUGGAUGCAAUCCUGGAUCUCAUCCAUAUGUCACAAAUGUAAUGUCAGUCUUAAGAAGUGAAUGGAUAAAAACUCCAUAAUAUUAUGUGAGGUACAUGCACCUCAUCUGAAAAUGUUGGAAUAUGUUUGCCUUAUGCUUGUAGGUGUGUGUGUUUGUUUGUGGGGGAGUGUUUGCACGGAGUUUUGAUUCUUGUCCGUCCAGUGUGUAUCGGCGUGGAAAUGUAGUGAAGUGUAACAAAUCAGAUUUCUUCAAAUCAGAUUCCUCAGCUUCUUGCAUUUCAUGGAUGAUUUUUAAACUUCCCCUUUAUACAGUAAAGGAUUCCUGUUUUUUUUUUUUUAUAUAUGUGGAGUUCAAGAUCUGUACAUGCGUCAUGAAAUUAAAGAACAGUGUGAGAACAAG
Molecule: messenger RNA, 4703 nt
Organism: Salvelinus sp. IW2-2015
Lineage: Eukaryota; Metazoa; Chordata; Actinopteri; Salmoniformes; Salmonidae
Exons: 11
Coding region: 1415-3232 (605 amino acids)
Cellular component (GO): nuclear envelope; meiotic nuclear membrane microtubule tethering complex; membrane
Source: RefSeq, a predicted model, not a curated record